AUGCAUCCCCGUACCGCAGAAUCACUCCGUCUUCCCCUCAUAGAUCUCCCUUCACCCCGCACCGUCACCAUGCUUGAUGGGUCAAGCCCCCAGGCUGGAAAAAUUUGGAAGAAGGCUAACCUAACCUUCUCCUUUGAUGGCAAGCGCAUGACAGAAACCUUCCUAAUCUGUAACACAGGAUCUCAUGCCGCCAUCUUGGGAUUGAAAUGGUUAGAUAACCACAACCCAGAAAUAGAUUGGAAUCUGCAAACCCUCUCCUUCCCCCACAAGCCACCAGAACACGCUGCCAUUGCUGAGGAGGAGGAAGCUGAUGAAAACACCCUUGAAGGAGUACCCCCUGAAUACCAUCAAUACGCCAAGGUAUUUGGGGAAGAAGAAUUCAACAAGCUUCCCCCACACAGGCAUUAUGACAUUGGCAUUGAGUUAACGGACAAAGGCCCCCUGAAUUCCCCCCUGUAUAGCAUGACUGACGCCAAGUCAGCCACACUGAAAGAUUGGCUCAGGGACGAACUCAAGGCUGGUAAAAUUUGCCCCAGUAAAUUGUCCAUCAGUUCCCCCGUCAUGUUUGUGCCCAAAAAGGAUGGCUCCUGCCAAUUGGUAGUUGAUUACCGUUGCCUAAAUAACCAGACAAAGAAGAUUGUUUAUCCGUUACCCCGCCCAGAUGAUCUCAUGGCCCAGCUCCAUGGUGCCAGGAUUUUUACCAAGCUGGAUCUACAAUGGGGUUAUAACAACGUUUGA
Molecule: messenger RNA, 738 nt
Organism: Rhizoctonia solani
Lineage: Eukaryota; Fungi; Basidiomycota; Agaricomycetes; Cantharellales; Ceratobasidiaceae
Product: Retrotransposable element Tf2 protein
Exons: 1
Coding region: 1-738 (245 amino acids)
Source: RefSeq, a predicted model, not a curated record